AUGGGUAGCCACGGGCGCCUACUUUUGAAGUCUACCACCGACAGGGUCGGAGCGGGCAUCAAGGAAUGGGGCCAGGAGGCCGUCGUCCGGCUGCCGGUCGAGGCCGGCGCCGAUAGGGAGGUUCUGGACUACACCUUGUCGACGCCGCUGUGCCGGGCCGCCGACAAUGGACACUAUCCCGCCGUCCGGCUGCUGGUGAUGGCCGGCGCCAACAAGGAGGCCUCGACCAUCGGGGGGAAGACGCCGCUGUUCCUCACCACGGCCAAGGACCACUGGCGUAUCUCGAGCAUGCUGAUCGAGGCUGGGCUGAUAGGGAAGAGGAGUUGGGCUUCUUGGGAAUGUCGCUGCCCAUAG
Molecule: messenger RNA, 354 nt
Organism: Hirsutella rhossiliensis
Lineage: Eukaryota; Fungi; Ascomycota; Sordariomycetes; Hypocreales; Ophiocordycipitaceae
Product: ankyrin repeats (many copies) domain-containing protein
Exons: 1
Coding region: 1-354 (117 amino acids)
Molecular function (GO): protein binding
Source: RefSeq, a predicted model, not a curated record